UUUCUCUACUUUUUUUUCGCUCUGCAUUGCUCAGAAAUUUUUAUCCAGCGCUUAAAUAGCAUUAAAUGAAACCAUUUCAAAUUGCUGAAUAACAUAUUGAGAGAAUCACAUCAAUUAUACAAACAGAAAUUUGAAAAAUUGAUCUGGGAUAUGUUUUUCAUUUCUAAUUCUGUUAAAUAGUGACUUUCUAAAAUAAUAGAUUUUUCUUUUUAACUGAAAAACUAUUUCACCAUAACUGUUCAUUUUCUGGCGGGAACGCAGUCUGCUUUCAUCACUUUUUGAGUUGUUGGCGCGGCUUAUUGCCACUGUGUUAAGAUAAUUCCUUAAUCUAAAACCUAGUUCAUUUUUUAGUUAUUUUUAGUUCAAUUUCAUAAAUCGAAAUGUUUGAGGCACGUUUAGUACAAGGAGCUUUGUUAAAAAAAGUUUUAGAAGCAAUUAAAGACUUGAUAAAUGAAGCAACAUGGGAUUGUGCUGCUACUGGUAUCAGUUUACAAGCUAUGGAUAAUUCUCACGUCAGUUUAGUUUCAUUGACUAUGAGAAGUGAUGGAUUUGAUAAAUUUCGCUGUGAUAGAAAUCUCUCCAUGGGUAUGAAUCUUGCCAGCAUGGCUAAGAUUCUGAAGUGUGCUGCUAAUGAUGAUAUCAUAACCAUUAAAGCUCAGGAUGAUGCAGAUACUGUUACAUUCGUCUUUGAAGCUCCUAACCAAGAGAAGAUAUCUGAUUAUGAAAUGAAGCUGAUGAAUUUAGACACAGAACAUUUAGGCAUUCCAGAAACUGAUUACAGUGUAGUGAUUAAGUUACCUGCCUCUGAAUUCCAGAGGAUAUGUAGAGAUCUAAGUCAGAUUGGCGAUUCCGUUGGCAUCACGUGCACAAAAGACGGUGUUCGCUUUUCUGCUAGUGGAGAUUUAGGAACAGGAAAUAUCAAACUUUCUCAAACUGCUAAUGUUGAUAAAGAAGAAGAAGCUGUUAUUAUUGAAAUGCAGGAACCAGUGUCAUUAAAUUUUGCUCUUCGAUAUUUGAAUUCUUUUACCAAAGCUACUCCGCUUGCUGGACAAGUUCAACUUUCUCUGUCGGCUGAUGUACCAUUAGUUGUGGAGUAUAAAAUUGAAGAUAUUGGAUACAUUCGAUAUUAUCUUGCUCCCAAAAUCGAAGAUAACGAUGAUUAAAUACAUCUGUCACCAUCUCAGACCUACAUUUGUGUUUCAUGUAAAAUGUUCAAAACUUUCCAUUCAUUCUCAUGUAUACUGCUUUUAAUAAUAAUAAAAAAGUUUUGUAGUUUUACUAGCAUAUAAAA
Messenger RNA from Uloborus diversus, 1291 nucleotides. It is a transcript of the gene PCNA, whose product is annotated as proliferating cell nuclear antigen-like. The transcript has 6 exons. Gene Ontology annotation, biological process: mismatch repair; leading strand elongation; regulation of DNA replication. NCBI's taxonomy places the organism in Eukaryota, Metazoa, Arthropoda, Arachnida, Araneae, Uloboridae. Gene Ontology annotation, cellular component: PCNA complex. Bases 381 to 1163 code for a protein of 260 amino acids. Gene Ontology annotation, molecular function: DNA polymerase processivity factor activity; DNA binding. The record is from RefSeq and is a predicted model, not a curated record.